This is a messenger RNA of Amoebophrya sp. A120, 1544 nucleotides long. The record is from the annotation of a GenBank genome assembly. Lineage: Eukaryota; Dinophyceae; Syndiniales; Amoebophryaceae.
AGACAAACAUUUGAAAAGGCGAGUAUAAAAAAGUUGUUUACUCAAAGAACUUUUGAAUAUCAAACAAGCUGUGAAAUUUUCUGGACUCCGAACACAUUCUUGUAUGUAACCCAGUACAACCAAAAAAUCACUUUCAUCACUAUUUCGUAGAAAGACAAAGAACUGUAAAAAUAAGAGUAGCACGACUACGUCACGAGAAGAACAAAGCUUAACACGCGAGACAAAAUUUGUCGCUGACACUAUUCUGUAGUUUCAGCAAAAAAUACAAAAGUGUAAAGAAAGACGUCGCUCAACACAAUUUUCAACCCCCCACGCACGGUAAGAAACGGAAAGUCCUCGCUAGUACCCUCCACUCGAUCGAUCGUCGCAGAAGCAGCAAAAGCAGGAGCGCAACUUGACGAGGCGCGAAGUGCUUUUGCAUUGGAUAGAGCACUUGCAAACGCCUGCCGGUCGUUUUACCCCCACUCGCCAAGAUGGAUAAGAUUCAGGAGCAGAAGAUCGCGGGCGCGGAGCACCACCUGAAGAAGAAGGUACUUUAUUUAUCGGAAAAUUUUCUUUGGCAAAUUGUGCAUGACAAAAUGAUGAACUCGUGACUCCGACGCAUGACAAACAAACGCGACAUGUACUUCAUGUUUCAGGUGUACCGGUCCCAGAAGCCGGAAAAGGAUGACUCCGUCAUUGACUUCUCUUCGCACACUACGAUUUCAGGGAAAGCGCUAGGAUAGAAGGAAGCUUACAAUCGCAAUUUGUUCUCUGCAGAAAAUUUGUUAUUAGUAUUCCCAAUCCCGAUGCCGAUGCAUGAUGAUGAUGAUGUUGUGGCUUCACAUUCAUGCUUUUGAGGCUAAAAAUUCGAUGCUCUGUCAUCACAAUAAACCGAUCAUACGUCGGUUAUGGUUGUGCUUUUCCUAUACUAGCAAUUUUCCGCCCAAUACUCUUCCACGGAGACAACGCGUUCCACCAUACCCGCACGCACAACUUGAACAAGCCCCGAGACGGUACCAUUUUAUUCAGCUGAUACGGGUAGAUUUCUAAUGCGCAGAUCUGCAUCACUGUCGUGGUCUGUCAUGUAGAAUGCGUGGUGAGUAUGGGAUGGCAGCCUUGAAUCAGACCUCUUUUUUUUGAUUGUGCAUGUGCAAUGUAACCAGGUAAAGCUCCGCGUUCCGGGUACCACCGUGCUGAGAAAAUGGCGGCUGGAUACGCGAAGAAGCUGGACGUGCUGCCAUCCGAGAUCAACAAGCAAGUGGCCGAAUACGAAAAUGAAAAGCAGCUCUCGCCCGAGAUGAAGGACAAGGUGCCCGAGUUCCUGGCCGGCAACGAGGAGGACGAGAAGCCGGGCAAGCUGAACUCGAGCGGGGAUAGCGUGUAUUCGAUUUUUGCUCUCUUUUUGCUUCAAAGGUUCGAUGAUUUGUGUUGCGGAUGGAGCAUUAGUUACCAUGUGGGGAUGGGUUAGUGUGCCAUGCAUAACGAAUUUCAUUCAUCAAAUCGAAAACGAAAACAGAUCUUCCAUCGACAGUGCGCCGGCCGUCGUCAUCCCGAAGGCGUAA